This is a messenger RNA of Clarias gariepinus (North African catfish), 2009 nucleotides long. RefSeq names its product methyltransferase like 3 (gene mettl3). The record is from RefSeq and is a predicted model, not a curated record. Gene Ontology annotation, molecular function: mRNA (2'-O-methyladenosine-N6-)-methyltransferase activity; mRNA m(6)A methyltransferase activity. Gene Ontology annotation, cellular component: RNA N6-methyladenosine methyltransferase complex; nucleus. The coding region runs from base 114 to 1877 and encodes 587 amino acids. The transcript is spliced from 11 exons. Lineage: Eukaryota; Metazoa; Chordata; Actinopteri; Siluriformes; Clariidae.
UCGAUUGCCUGUGUUUGGCUACAGUGCAGGAGUUUGUUAACUGUUUGUUGGCGCUAGUAAAGCGAGUUAUUGAAUUAUUUUAGUUUUAAAUUGCGCUAGGGUUUGUUUUUAAGAUGUCUGAUACAUGGAGCGACAUCCAGGCCCACAAAAAGAAGCUAGACUCCCUGAGAGAAAGGCUGCAGAGAAGAAGGAAGGACCCAACACAGCUGGGAGUCGAGGUUGGUGGUAGUGAUGGGGCGCCCACACGAAGUGACAGUCCAGGACCCACCAUCCAAACCCCAACAGAGGUAAAGGAGGAGCGUCCGCCCGACCCUGAAUUAGAAAGAAGACUUCUGGAGUACCUGUCUGAAUUGAGCCUCACACUCCCCACUGACUCACUGGCCAUCACCAACCAGCUCAACUCUUCUGAAUCACCAGUGUCCCAAGGCUGCAUCCAGAGUCUUUUACUCAAAUUUUCGGCUCAGGAAUUGAUCGAAGUUCGACAGCCAAACAACAACAGCUCGUCUUUGUCUACAUUAGUUGUCUCUGUUGAUCAUACCAAACUGUGGGCGAUGAUUAGUAGUUCUACACCGCAACCUCAAAAGGCUGGUGUAAAAAGAAAAGGAGAUGAAAUUAUCCACCAAAAGAGGGCUCCUGGCUCGUCCCCAUUGCUCCAGUCGGCGACUUCCCCAUCCAAAACAUCAUCAAUCUCCUCCGCUUCAAGUUCACAGCUGGGUGGGACUUCAGACUGGAAGUCAGGAUCUGUAGGAGCUGGGCCCGAGAAAAAGAGUCGGACCAAUAAGGGAAAGACAUCUCACUUGGAUAUGGAGAUCGAGAGCUUAUUGAGCCAGCAGUCAACCAAAGAGCAGCAAAGUAAAAAGGUGAGCAGGGAAAUCCUUGAGUUAUUGAACACCAGCUCAGCCAGGGAACAGUCCAUUGUCGAGAAGUUUCGUUCACGCGGUCGAGCACAGGUGCAGGAAUUCUGCGAUCAUGGGACUAAGGAGGAGUGCAUGCGAUAUGGAGACACACCCCAACCCUGCAACAAACUGCACUUCAGGCGGAUCAUCAACAAGCACACAGACGAGAGCCUUGGAGACUGCUCCUUCCUGAACACCUGCUUUCAUAUGGACACCUGUAAAUAUGUACACUACGAGAUUGACAGCCCUCCUGAAGCUGAGAGCGGCUCCACAGGACCUCAGCCCGGCACCACUGAACUCACUCUGCAUGCCGGAGACGGAGACAGCAAUGUGGGGAAACUGUUUCCUUCUCAGUGGAUCUGCUGUGAUAUUCGCUACCUGGAUGUGUCCAUCUUGGGGAAGUUUGCAGUGGUGAUGGCUGAUCCACCAUGGGACAUUCACAUGGAGCUUCCAUAUGGAACUUUAACAGAUGAUGAAAUGAGGAAACUUAACAUACCCAUUCUGCAGGAUGAUGGCUUUCUCUUCCUCUGGGUUACUGGAAGAGCCAUGGAGCUUGGUAGAGAGUGUCUAAGCCUCUGGGGGUAUGAGCGUGUUGAUGAGAUCAUUUGGGUGAAGACAAAUCAGCUCCAGCGUAUUAUUCGGACAGGACGAACUGGACACUGGCUGAACCAUGGAAAAGAGCACUGCUUGGUAGGGGUGAAAGGAAACCCUCAAGGAUUCAACAGAGGCCUGGACUGUGAUGUGAUUGUUGCAGAGGUGCGCUCUACUAGUCACAAACCAGAUGAGAUCUAUGGAAUGAUUGAGCGUUUGUCUCCAGGCACUAGGAAGAUCGAACUGUUUGGGAGGCCUCAUAAUGUCCAACCAAACUGGGUAACUUUGGGGAAUCAGUUGGAUGGAAUUCAUUUGUUGGACCCAGAUGUAGUCGCCCGCUUUAAAAAGCGCUAUCCAGAUGGAGUUAUUUCAAAACCCAAAAACAUGUGAAGACAUAACCAGCUCAGAGUGAUUGCUACAUGUACAGUCCUCCUACAAGACUGUCAGGAUUAUAGAAUAAUUUGAAGUCAGGAAACCUUUUGUAUUGUCAACCAUUUUUAAUAAAAAGAACUAGGAGAAUUA